CUCGUAUUCGGCAAGGAAAUUCCCGGAGGAGUGUUGCGCGUCGGUUUUUCAAGCGGCGUCGGCGUCCGUCUUUUCCUUUAUAAAAUGUGUCAAGCCUAGAAAAGAAGAUGGAUAGUGGGUUGUUAUCUCUGAAGUGGAACAACCAUGGAUCUACGUUUUUCCAUGUCUUGUCAACUAUAAGGAGAAAGGAGUCCUAUUGUGAUGUGACGCUGGCCUGCGAUGGCAAAUUCUAUCCUGUGCAUAAACUGGUUCUAUCUACAUGUAGUGAAUAUUUUGAGGAAAUCUUUAAUAGAACUCAGUGCAAACAUCCUGUGAUAGUGCUAAAAGAUAUAAAACAUGAAGAGCUUGAAGCUCUGCUUAAUUAUAUGUACCUAGGCGAAGUGAAUGUUUUACAAGCAGAUUUAGCUGGACUAAUAAAAGCUGCUGAGUGUUUAAGAAUUAAAGGACUGGCUGUGCCAGAUGAAGCCCCAACAUCUAAAAGUGCAACUAAAGACAGUAAAAGGAGUGCGAGCUCCAGAGACAGUAGUCCACCACACAACAAAAGAGUGCGACACGAUGAAGAGAGUCGAAGGACGUCCAUUUCUGGUCAGAACCUGGAAGAUCCCAGGAGCCUUAGAGAACCCACUUCUAGAGAGUCAAGAGAUUUAGCACGUCCAAAUACAGGGAGGCUUGCGUCUCCAUCUUCCGGUGAAGGAUUUGCCAAUUCCGCUUUCACCCAGUCUGGUCAUAAUCAAGAAAAUAAUAGAGACAGCAGAGGUCCCACGCCCGAUGCUGAAAGACAGAAGGAGUCAAGACAAAAAGAAGUGCCACAAACUUCAUCCCCUAGUCAUGUAGAGGUGCUUGUACAGGAUGAACCAGUAGUCAAAACAGAAGUGUUAGAGGAACCUAAGGCAGAAGAGGAAAAUGAAGAGGAUGUCAUGAACUCUGAUAACAGUAUGGCAUAUGACCAACUGGCAUCAGGCAUGCAAGGUGACGGGGUAUCAGAAAGUCAACAAAGUUUCGAUCCUCAAGUUUUGACGUCACAGCCACAAACUAUGGAAGAGCUGGUUGCGCAAGCCAUGCCAGGGACUUCUGGUAUACAGGGGGACUCCAUGGUUGGGUGGGGUGCAGGUCAGGCUGGAGGAGGUGGGGGUGACCUGUCUAGGUUUUCCCUUGAGGCAUUCCAGCUCGAAGAUUCCCAGAGUGGCUCGCAGGGGUCAACGCAGCAACAGAUGGGUGGUGGAAGCAAGUCAGCAGUGUGGGCGAGAGCCUUGUCUGGUCAGUCCCUCGGAGCAAGCCACCAGUGCACCUUCUGCCCAAAACGAUUCUUUCUGCGAUCUGACUUGACGAGGCACCUGCGCACCCACACAGGGGAGAAACCCUUCAAGUGCCCAUACUGUGAGCACAGUACAGCCAUCAAAUACAACCUUAAGAAGCAUCUCAUCAGCCGUCACAGUGUGGUCGAACAAGGCAUUAAACUGGAGGCGAUCCAAGGGAGGCAACUUGCAAACGAUCCAUCUGCAAGUUGUGGCCAAAGUUUCUCCUGGAGUGGAGCAACAGCCACACCAGUGUCUUCCAUCCUUUCUCUUCUGCAGCGAGAAACAACAUUCUCAUCAAUAAGUGGAAGGAAUGUUCUCGAGUCUGGAGAUAUAUCACCUCAGUGGAAUAACAGAAAGAUGUCUGUUAGUAACAGUCCUGGAAAUAACUCUUUGAAGGAACAAAGCAAUAGUAUACUUGAGAGUUUGUCUCUGGGGUAUUCUGCCAAAGAGACCUGUGAGGUGGCUGCUUCCCAAGCAUGGAGCAAUAUUAUGAACUCACAGCUCAGUUCGUUCAACCCAUCGCAAGAUCUCAAUACCCAGACAGAGUCUGCCCCUAAUAUGUGUUCAACAGAAGCCAGUCCUGAAAAUAAUACUGGCCAGUCUUGGAAUACAUCCAGGAUAAAUGAGUUUCCAGUUUUCCAACAGAUAGCUGAAGUUGAAAACUCAACCCCAAGUUCAUCAGAUAGAUUCCCUGCAACCAGCAACACUGAUAUGGAGAUGUCCCAAGCUUGGAACAUUGCAGGGCAACAGAUGCCAACAGGACAAGAAGAGCAGGAAACAGUGAAUGUUCCAAAUGAAAACAAAGAGUCCACCACACCACAGCCACUUACAGAAGCAAAGUAAUAACUAUUUAGGACAAGUAUGAAAGAAUAUUUAGUUACGUAGAAAUGAGUUGGUUCACUGGUUGAAGUACUGUUUAUUGUUAGCUCAUUUGCAGUACCAUGUCAACUUUUCUCAUUAUUAGACUUUCUCAGUCACAUAUUUCUGUAGGAAUGCUUAACAUUAUUAUCACAUAGCCAAGUAGUGACUAAACAAAGCAAUUAAUUACUUGGGUUGAAUAUUCUGAAUUCCUGUGAAUGUGAUAAUAGAAAUGCUGAUGUUAGUGUCUUAUAUCCAGAAAUCAUUCUGCCAUUAUGUUUGCUUUAUUGUAACAGGCGACCCUUUCCACCAGUGGGAAUGAACACAACUGUCAUUGUAGGUGAAUACAUGUGAUAGACACUAGAGAAAAUCAAUUAUAUAGAUAUACUAGUAGAUAUUGUAGUUUAUAAGAAAAAGUCAAAGCUUUUUGCUAAUUGUCUUCUACUACACGGCACCUCUCCUGUAGAUUUAUGAGAUAAGAAAGAUAUUCCAAAAUCUUAUGUUAACAUUCCUUUGACAAUAUUUUAGUUGUGUCUGUGUUGCUGUAUAUUUGUCCAGUAAUCACAUUAGUCAAGGCAUACUACUCACGAUUAAACUUUUGUAUUGGCAAUAACCACUAAUAUGAAGCACUAACUUGUAUUUGUUUGGACUAAUAUUUUUGAUCCAUCAGAUUUAGUAGGAUGGGUUGAAAUUAAUCACAGAUGUACAUAAGGAAGAGGAAGUGUAUCUCUUUCUGCUAAAUGAGAGGCCUUUGCUUCAGAUGCAGUUUUGGGUUACCCUCUACCAUUACAUUUUGAUGACUGUCCGUUUAUUAAUGUGCUAACUAGAGGCACAAAAACAUAUGAUCUCUGUAUAAUUAUAAUUUAUUUUUAGAUAAAAAGUUCCCACAGUUGGGCUUAAUUUAGUGAAGCUUAGUGUAUCUGGUUUAAUCAUGACUCAUGAUAAGCUAGGUUGAAAAUUAUAAGGAGUUUUCCUUUGCACAAGAUGUAGAGUUUUAGCUUGUAGAGUUUUGUGGUUAAAUAACACAGUGAAUUUUUUUUAAGGGAAUUAACAUACCUGAUUAUUUAACAUGAUUAUUUUUGAGUGACACUUGGGUUUGUGAAACAGAUGAUACAUUGAGUGGGUUGAUGUCCUUGGUAAAAGAUCACAAGUUUGUUAGAGGAAAAUAGACCAUGCCACCACAAACAUCUUACUUGAAAUGUUAGAUACACAUAAAUGAAAACAGUAUUUCUAUUUAAUAGGAGUGUUGAAAUGAUACAUUCAAAUCGGUAACAACACAGUUGAUAGUAUACAGGCAACGUGCAGAACACUACUUGAUGUCUCUUGAUAGGUAAUGUGGUACAUUCUCCUUAUUGCUGUAUGUUAGCCUCCUUUGCUAAUUGUUAAUUAGGGUUUCUAAUGGAAAUGUAAUCCACAAGACAGAGAUUGCAUUUCAGUUCUUGGUUUCUUGCUGGUCCAUCAGUGUGCAGAUAAUGACAGAUGACAUUUGCAUUUCUCAUGGUUUUAUGUACAUCAGAUUGUUUACUUACUCUGUUAUUAACAUUGCAAUCAGACAUAUAAGUACACAUACUAAAAUAGAUGAAAUGGAGAAAGAAAAAAGAAAAAUAGGGGGUAUGGAACUUUUUUCUUUUUUAGAUGUGUAUGAAUUAGCAAAGGGGCCUUUUCUAGGCUGUGCCAAAGAUAACAGUGUUACAUAAAUUAACAUUAUAAUGAAUAUGAUGGCCAUAUCACAAGUUAACUUUACAGUUUGAAGAAUGUUGUGUGAAUCUCAUUACAGAAAGGAAGGAUAGAUCUGUUUAUGGUGUACAUAAAUUUUGAUAAUUAUUUAUUGUCGUUUUUUAGUUCUCUUUGUUUUAUUUUUUAUUACUAAAAGUAAUUUCUAGGGGUUUUGAGGCAUCUUUCACAUUUGGAACAUAAUGUGUACAGGUUACUUAACUUUAAGGGUUGUGUGUAAUAAAAGUGCUGAUGAACAUUAAAAUUUAUGCAUUCAUAGCAAAUAUGCAACAUGUAUUCUUAAGGUCAAUUAAAUAAUUUACUG
This is a messenger RNA of Penaeus monodon (black tiger shrimp), 4194 nucleotides long. RefSeq names its product transcription factor GAGA-like. The coding region runs from base 108 to 2141 and encodes 677 amino acids. Gene Ontology annotation, cellular component: nucleus. Gene Ontology annotation, molecular function: protein binding. The transcript is spliced from 8 exons. The record is from RefSeq and is a predicted model, not a curated record. Gene Ontology annotation, biological process: regulation of transcription by RNA polymerase II. NCBI's taxonomy places the organism in Eukaryota, Metazoa, Arthropoda, Malacostraca, Decapoda, Penaeidae.